UAUUGGUCUACCACAUACAGUAAAAUCCCCUUAGAAUACAUUGAGGCUGAACAAAUCCCCCAAGUUGUAUGGAUACUUUCACAGGACGCUUUUAAUGUUGUAAAAUGUAGAAAAAAAUAAAUGAAUAAAUAAAUAUUCACAGGGUAAAGCACAUUUGUAACUCUGUGAACAUGAACACUGGUCGCAACGUUUCAAAUAUUGCUUUUACAUCUCGACCUCUGCGCUCAUUGUGCUCAGUGAAUUUCAAUUUCAUUUCGUGUAAGAACAAAUUGUGGGAGUACUAGUUGGACUUCUGAUGCAACAUUCCAGGCGGAGGAAUCAAAUCUACCGCAGCGGGACGGUAGAGGUUUGCCUUGUUGCCAGGAUACGAACGCGGAGGGUGGCGCAUUCAAUACUCGUAUGUGAUUGAAACUGGCUCGUUGACGGCCGACAUUGUGGUUCUGAGUAUUCCCGGUCAUCAACGAAUGACCUUCCCUGGGCGGGAGCCCAAAUGUCGCCAGUUUCGCCGAUGCUCUGUUGAAGAAGCGCUAGAUGCGAAAACAGCGCCAUUUCUGUCGGCGUCCAUGAUACGCGCUGCUACCGCAGCAGAUUCCAGAGCUCGAGCUCGGAACGGCAGCGGGAGAGACCUAGCCGCUCCCCUUUCGCUGUUUCUCUACUUCAGGCCACGGCAGAUUGUGCCGGUGAACGAAGACAGUCUCAUAAUGGACCUCUCUGACUGAGACAGAAACACAUCUUGUGUUUUGCUCAGCAGCUGAGAGCUUUCAGCAGCCAUGCCUUAUGAGUAAAAUCACUUUUUUUUUUUUUUUUUUGCUUAAAGCAAUAAAAAAAAAAAACCAUCCUACAUGCCUCCCCAUGUAGAGCCCCUUAAGUACUUCCUGCUGGAGUGACAGCCCUCCUCGUCCAGAUAGGUUUUGCCUCGUCCUUUUGUUGUUUGCUUCUGCACCUCCCACCCUUCAGUAACAACCCGUCAUGAGGCUGCUCUGCCGGAAAAUGGCCUACACCUGAGGUCCCAUGCGUCCAGUGAGCACAGAUUCAGACGGUCCUGCUCCUCCUGAGAACCUCUCUUGCACCUACCCCAUUGUGGGAGCCCUGUCUGCAUCAGAGAUGUCCCUGCUCCAGUCGCUGGGGCCAGUACAAAGCUGGCUUGGCCAGGAGCUUGAGAAGUGUGGGAUUGACGCCAUGAUCUACACCCGCUAUGUUCUUAGCCUCCUCCUGCAUGACAGCUAUGACUAUGACCUGCAGGACCAGGAAAAUGACAUCUUCCUGGGAUGGGAGAAGGGAGCUGGAAAGAAGUGGGGCAAGGGCAAGAAGAAAGGUGGGACCGACCUGAGUCUAGAGGAAAUAAAGAAGCAAGCCGCAGUGCAAUGCCUUCGCUCUGCAUCUGAUGAAAACUCUGGAAUUGAGAGUCUGGUUGAAGAGCUUUGCUCUAAACUUAAGGACAUCCAGAACAAACAGAAAGAAGAGAAACGCAUUCAAAAGAAAUCGGAUGGCUGUCAGUCACCAGAACAUGCUGAGUCUCCCUCUUCUAAGGACCAGGUGGAAAUGUAUUAUGAAGCAUUUCCUCCUCUGUCAGAGAAAACUGUUUGUCUCCAAGAGAUCAUGACGGUGUGGAACAAGGCGAAGGCCUGCACAUACUCCAGUUCAUCAUCCUCUGCAGCUCCACAAACCAGCACAGAUACAUCUUCCCCCAAAGACUGCAACAGUGAUGGUGAGGCUGCAAAAGAGCGAAACCUAGAGGUGUGUAGUACCAUCCCUACUGUGACCAGGGAGAGAGGCCAGCAGCGGCGGGGCAAGAAGGAGAAAGAAAACCGAUGCCAUGGUGGUGCAGCAGCAGAGGAGAAGUCCAUCAGCCACCCUAAGAGACAGAUUAGACACAGAUCUGAAGGAAAAUAUCGCCCCAGAUCAUGGUCUUCUGGUUCUAGCGAGGCAGGUUCAAGCUCCAGUGGGAACCAGGGUGACACAAAAUCAUCCAGAAGCAAAACUGUUAGAGUGAGGCACAAAUCCAGGGAGGCUGCAAAGAACAAGAGAACACGCAACAACGGGCAGGGGAAGCUGCAGAUGAAGGUUAUCGAUAAGGAGGAAAGAAGAAACGUAGGAGCGAGCGGCAGCAGCGCAACUGGCAGUGCUGCUAAACAACCACAGCUUUACAAAAAGUGGAAGAGACCGCUGAAGGAGAUUCGUAAAGAGCUUGGGUUACUGGAAGCAAGAGAGUCUGCAGUUGAGGCCAGAAACAAAAAGGAAUACAAGGAGGAGCCGCUUUGGUACACGGAGCCCAUCACAGAGUACUUUGUACCUUUCAGCAGCUGUCAAAGUAAGCUUGAAACAAAAUAUCGCAGCAAGGUAGGCUCUCCGGAUGGCUUUGGUUUUUCGGCAGAUAUGGAACGGCUGCCAGAGAAAAUCCAAGGAAUCUGCAUUGCCAGCGAGAACUAUCAGAGGGCCUACUUGGCAGCAGGCUCAUUUGUGGAUGGGCACUUUGUGGAAGCGCCCGGCGACGCGGACAACGAACCCGCUGACCUCACUGAAAUUUCAUGCUGCCCUCAGCCAGAAGAUACUAGAGAUUUAGAUGACAAGCAUCUGUCUGAAUUUACCGACUUCUAUGAAGUUGAUAUUUAUCAAUCCAUAUUGGAUACUAGUGCCUCAGACACGAUACAAGAGAGUCGGAUCUUAAGCUUGAUUCGACAGAAAAGCAAAGAGCAAGGAGACAAUGAGGCAGAAUGCUGUUUAGUGUUAGAUGGCCUUGAGCAGCAAGGGAAAAGUGCAAUACAGGCAGACUCACAGGAAGCUUCGGGAACUGUUGGAUUUCUAAUGGAGGAUCUCGAAAACAUGGUACAAGUGUGGGGAUGUUAUUCGCCAUCUUCUUCUGAUGAUGUAGACGGAGAAGGUUUCCUUGGAGAUUCUCCUGUUCGACUCUCUCCGCUGCUGGAUAGCGUUUCAUUGACCCUGAGCAAGCUAUCCAGACCUCUGGAAGAACCACCUGUUCCUGAAGCUCCUAGUGAACCGUCUGGUUUGGAUUCAUUCUGCUUCUCUCUCUUUGAGGUGCAGUGUGACAGUGCCACUCUUCCCUUCCCCCACGAGUCGCUGUCCGUUUGUCACGAAAACAACACCAAUUCUAGUAGCUGUCUCGACCCGCAUUCUAAUAAACAGUCCCGCUUGCUAAUAUGGACCAAAAAUAGUGCCUUUGACGAAACUGAACACUGUUCUAACCUUUCAACACGAACUUGUAGUCCAUGGUCACACUCAGAAGAGACCCGGUCAGACAACGAACAGGGAAGUGCUCUAGCAGACGACGCUGCUCAGAUUGGCAGAGAAGAACCGGAUCGAGUGAUCCCUCCUCUUUCGGGUACAUAUCUGGAAGAUGAAAUAUUGGAAUUUUUGCAGGAGGACUCGGGCAAAAAGUGUGAAAAAGUCAGUGUUAGCACAGCAUCCAAUCAGACCUUUACCAAAAAAUCUAAAUUAGAGUCCAUUUGUGGCAUAGCGCUAGAAAAAGAUGAGAGUAAACAGUACAGCACAGACAUGUUUUCGGACAACGGAAACCAACAGAGCGAUGAUUACAGCUCAGGGAUUAUAAAAGACAUAUGGACUGCAAUUGGAGACGGGAAGUCUGCUGUGUCAAAAGAUGGAGCAGAAAAGACAAACAUGGGGCUAUUUUCAGAUGAGUCAGACACUUGCUGUUGCCGGUGCCUAGAGGUCCAGACAAAAGAUGUUCCCGUUCAGGGACCUCAGAAAAAAGCUGUGCAGCGAUCUGAGUAUCGCCUCUGGGAAGGCAAGAAAGAAGAACAGGACUUAGCCAAAAACAAACUCUCCAAAGUAGAUGCUGCUGGGGAUUAUAUGACUCCGUCCAAGCCUUGGGACUUGAACUCUGACAAGGAAAGUACAUCAUUCAUCCUUGGAGGGGUAUAUGGAGAGUUAAAAACACUAAGUGGUGAUAAGAAUUGGGCUGUAGUGCCACCAAGUGAUACUCAAGAUAGUUUGCUACAGUGUGCCGCAGCAGCUGCUUCUGCUUCCAGCUCAGAAAUGCUUACCAUCACCGGCAGAGAUGUGUUCAUGAACACAGGCAGCUGCUUCGCCCCAGGGCACCGGCCCCUAUGGAGGCCCCUUGUUUCGUUUGGGCAGAGUGACCAGGCCAAUAGAGGAGGUGGAGAUGGAUUCAAUAAGGGAUUUUCUUUGAUCUUCCAUGAAGAUUUGCUUGGAUCUUACGGAGGAUUGCAUAAAGAGGAGCAAGGUCUAGAAUACCCGUUUGCAUCCUUUAACCUGAAUAAUCCCUUCUCUAAAGUCCUCCAUGUUGAGUGUUCGGUUGAGCCUGAGGAUAUGGCUUCUUUCAGUCCGGGCUUCAAGCCCAAAUCUAUUCUUUGCUCUGAUUCAGAGAAUGAAGCCUUCCACACACGAAUUUAUGGCAUCAACCGGACGCAGUAUAGAGCCAUUCGCAUUUCACCCAGGACUCAUUUCCGACCAAUAUCAGCCUCAGAGUUGUCUCCUGGUGGAGUUAGUGAUUCAGAGGCCGAGACUGACAAAGAGGAAAUGAGUUUUCCCACUGUGGCGCCGGUGGAUGUGUUCGAUGAUCCUCAGGCCGACCUCAAACCUCUGGAGGAGGAUGCAGAAUGUGAGGGACCUUAUUACGGGAAGUCAGAACUGGAAUCUGGUAAAUUUUUACCCAGAUUAAAGAAGUCUGGCAUGGAGAAGAGUGCCCAGACCUCUCUGGAUUCACAGGAGGGUUCAAGUACCCUUCUGCCAAUCGCUGAGCAAGAGAGUGGCUUAAGCUGCAAAACGGCAGCAGCUGCAUCAAGCACAGGUCGACAGAUGGAUGUUGGCAAGAUUCAACAAGACGAAUCUUCAGAAGAAAAGCAGUCCCAGUUAUGUUCACCAGCAGGUCAGAUCCCCAAGUGUGGGAUUGCUUAUGACUAUGUUGGCGACAAGCAAGAGUUUCCUCUGUUAAAUAGAAGUGGACAGGGAGGAAUUGGCAGCCAGCAAGAUGAGUUCUGGUGGCAGAACACAAUUUGUUCCCCCCUUUUCCCUGGAUCUCAGUGUACAGGGAGCAGCAACAUUUGACUUCUCCAGUUUUGCAGAGGACACCCGUUGCCAAGAGAACUUCCUCUGGUCUUGGGACUGGACCUCGACCAGCAAAGAUUCAGGAAAACCUAAUGUAGGCUAAUUUUCUGAGACACCUCUCCAAAACCCCAACACAUAAACCUGCUGGCUUUUCAUUUACUAACUGCAAACAAAAAACCUUGUGUAAUCAGCAGUCAGAUCAACAAAAAGAGUGAAAAAGGAAAACUUAAAAAAAAAAAAAAAAAAAAGUUCUGUCUUUGAGUGAUGCCAUGAUUAUUCUGCACACUGAUCCUUUUCAAAUCUCACAGUUCGCUUGUAGAGACGUUUCUGUUCCCACCAUUUUGAGAGUGAACCAAGGUUCUGGUGGUCGGUGCCGUCUGAAUGGUUGUGCAUGUUUGUUCGUCCAGGCAGUCUCGCUCCUGUUUUCCAGUUGAACCUAAUGUCGCGUGAAACAACUGCUAUCACAUCCUCUACUUUCCAUGUUGAAUUCAGAAAGACAAUACAAGGAUGUAGAGAUUUUAUCUUAGUUCUGUAACAAUUUGAGACUUCUAGUUUGUACAACUUUCUGAAUGUGAAGUAGAGAAUGUGUUCAGCUUUCUUCUGAAUAUCCUCGACUUCCCUGUGUGUGAAAAGUUGUCUGAUUUUUGAAUGGUGAUAGUCUUUAAGAGCUAGCAGUAGAUUAGAUAUAGUGUGGUUUGUGAGGUUAAAAAAAAAUCCUUAAAACAUAAAAAUAACCAGAAAUCAAAAUGAGUUUUGUGGGGAAAAUACCAAUAGUCUCAAUCAAAAUGCAGGGCUAUACACAAGAUUGGUUUAAAAUAAUAUAUAAAUAAAAACAAAAAAAAAGGUUUUGGGCUAAAAACCCUACAUAAGAUGGCACGACUACAGCCAGACGUCUUGGUUGCAACUGAAACAGUUUUCUUUGUGAAUUCUAUGGUACAAAAUAUUGGUGCUAUUAACAUGUUCAAUAAUCUGGCCGUAGUAACUUUGACAUAGUUAUAGUUUGUAACCAGACUCCAUGAAUCCUUUCUUUUUUCUUUUUUUUUUUCUUUUGGAAAAUUUGGGGCGUGAAUUUCUGACUGAACAUAGCUUGAUUUAUUUUUUAUCAGAACCUCGUAUUUAUCUGGCCCGAAACGGCAGAAUUGUCAGCAGACAUGUAAAAAUCCUUUGAGUUCAGAAGCCCCCACAGCAGAAAGGCCAACAUCGCUGCAGACUGCCCACAGUGCGAGUAAACCAAUGUGUAGUAAGAAGUGGCCGGGCGAACAUCAAACCAAAAACAAGCAGGAAGUACUCUGAGAUAUACAGAUGCUGCUUUUGUUUCCAUGUGAGGUGUGUUGUUUAUUUUCUUUGGGUUUACAAUAUAUCUUGUUGAAAUCUUGAUUAAUGUCCCUCUGUUUUGUGUGUGGUGAUGUAGAACUUGUGAAGACACCGGUUCAGACUGAGUGUAAUAAAACUUUAUUUCAAAGAAAUGGCUUCAGACUAAAAGGAUGGAAAUGCCCCCCCCCCCAGUUGUUUAGAAACCCUGGUUUCCAGGUUUGAGAAAUCAAAGCAGCAGUUCUACUGUGCUUUUCAGAAGGUCCUUUUCUUUCUCCAAAUGUAAUUCAUUUUUCAUAAAGAUCAAGGAUAAUAUAAGUGACCUAAUUGUCACAAGUACCACAAACACGAAGCACAGAUAGAAAUCCUCCUUCUAUUGUCAAAGAGCAAGGUGGGGCUUCCACUUUACUAAGUGUGAAUGUUGAAGCCGCGUGAUAGUUAAGCCCAGUGGUACUUUACCUAAAAACCCUUCAAGUAGUGGAACGAAGCAAACUCAACUUCAGGGUCUUGUCCCCUUUCCUUAACAGUCAAGAUACUCAGGAAUUUUUUAAUAAAAGCAUAUUCUACACUCAGACCUGUGACGGUGCAGUGAUGCAUUAAUGUUUUCUUUUGUUUUGUUUGUUUGUACAGCAGAAAUUGGUGACAGAAGUUGUUUUCAAGCAUACCGCUGUAAUGACUGUCAUUAAUGUAGAGCUAAAGUUUUAAUAAAAAAAAAAAAAAAACAAUUAAAAAAAUCAAAGCCAUUGUUGAUUGCAUAAACAGCGCGGGAGGGAAUUUAGGAGCCCUGAGUUCUAUGCAAUACCUUGGCGCAUGUAAACAUUCAAAAGUAUUCAAAAGGACAAAAGUCAUGCAGCUAAUUAAGCAUGUGGAUUACUUUUGAGUGAGGGACACCUGAGAACAAUGGAAUGUGUCUGAGAAAUAAAGCAUGCAAGCAUCACACUCCAUUGCUUUAAGUUGGAUGAAACGCAUUUUAGUUUAAAGAAAAAAAAAAAAAAAAGGUUUAAAUCAGUGAGAGAAUGUUAUGAGUGUACGAGUGUGUGUGAAUGUGUGCCUGAAGCAAAGUCACAAAAAGCACUUACAUUGGAUGGAUUGCAUCACAUCAUUCUCCUCUCAACUUUCAUUUAUAUAAGCUGUUUAAAACAAGGAAAGAAAAACAUGUUUGGCGGGAAAAUGUAUUCGGUGAUUGUAUAUGUGUUCGAAAGAAGAUGGACAUUUUGACGCGGUUGCCGAGUUUCGUUGGCACUUUGGUCUGAAGAACAUAUACAGCUCUGAAAAUCAGAAUUUUCCUCGUCUUUUCAUUCCUACCCAGAAGAUGCUCCUCCAGCCCUCCCUCUUCCUUUAUGACCCUAAUAGAUGUGUUCUAAUUUUAUGUACACCAUGAGUAAAUUAUUUUGUUUCAUUGUGGAGUUUAACAUCUAAUAAAUGAAUAAAGCAAACCUUCA
Messenger RNA from Girardinichthys multiradiatus, 7799 nucleotides. RefSeq names its product KIAA0232 ortholog. The coding region runs from base 1012 to 5046 and encodes 1344 amino acids. The record is from RefSeq and is a predicted model, not a curated record. The transcript has 8 exons. Lineage: Eukaryota; Metazoa; Chordata; Actinopteri; Cyprinodontiformes; Goodeidae.